Messenger RNA from Suillus paluster, 1455 nucleotides. RefSeq names its product WD40-repeat-containing domain protein. Gene Ontology annotation, cellular component: cytoplasm; Rpd3L-Expanded complex; Rpd3L complex. Gene Ontology annotation, biological process: regulation of gene expression. The record is from RefSeq and is a predicted model, not a curated record. Gene Ontology annotation, molecular function: histone binding. The transcript is spliced from 10 exons. Bases 1 to 1455 code for a protein of 484 amino acids. NCBI's taxonomy places the organism in Eukaryota, Fungi, Basidiomycota, Agaricomycetes, Boletales, Suillaceae.
AUGAAGCCCACCGUUCAAGACGAGGAUAUGGAAGACGAUCUCGCGGCUGAGGAAGAAAACAAAUUGAUAAACGAGGAGUACAAAACAUGGAAAAAGAACGCACCAUACCUGUAUGACCUGGUCAUCACGCACGCACUCGAUUGGCCAAGUUUAACGUGUCAAUGGUUCCCCGACAAAGAAACACCAGCUAACAAACCCUACACCACCCACCGCCUCCUCCUUGGUACUCACACCUCCAACCAAGCCCAAGACUACCUCCAAAUCGCAACUGUCCAAAUACCCACACGCGACGGCCCUACCGCCGAGAAACUCGACCGCGACAACUACGACGAGCAACGGGGCGAACUUGGUGGACACACCAUUCCUCCCCAACCGCGCAUCCAAAUCAUUCAGAAAAUCAACCACGAUGGCGAGGUUAACCGCGCGCGCUAUAUGCCGCAGAACCCAGAUUUGAUCGCGACGAAGGCUAUCUCGGGUCAGGUGCUCAUUUUUGAUCGCACGAAGCAUUCGAGCGAGCCUGAGAGGGGUGGUGUUUGUAAGCCUGAUAUCAGAUUGGUUGGGCAGACGAAGGAGGGUUUCGGCUUGGCCUGGAGCCCAGCGAAGGAGGGACAUAUUCUGGGUGCUUCAGAAGAUAUGACUGUGUGCCACUGGGAUGUGAACUCUUAUACAAAGGGCAAAGCUACCAUUGAGCCGACAACUGUUUUCAAGGGUCACAACUCUGUUGUUGGGGACGUGGAUUGGCAUGCGACCAAAGAAAACGUAUUCGCUAGUGUGGGAGACGACAAGAUGCUUCUGCUCUGGGACACCCGAGCUCCAACUGAAGCUACAACAAAAAUACAAGCACACGACAGAGAAAUUUUGUCGUGCGCAUUCAGCCCAGGAUGCGAACAUCUCAUCAUCACUGGCAGUGCAGACAAGACUAUUGUGUUACACGAUAUCAGAGCACCUACUAAAAAGUUGCACACUUUUGAGUCACACACGGACGAAGUGCUCCACCUCGCAUGGUCUCCCCACUCCAAAUCAGUCUUUGCAUCUGCUUCAGGAGAUCGAAGGAUCAAUAUCUGGGACCUUUCUCAGAUUGGCGUGGAGCAGACACCAGAUGAUCAGGAAGAUGGACCUCCGGAGCUUAUGUUCAUUCACGGAGGUCACACCGCACGGCCUACAGACUUCUGCUGGGCGCCAGGAGAAGCCGAGAACUGGACUGCAUCUACCACUUCCGAAGAUAACGUGGUGAUGGUCUGGCAACCCACUAUGCGCAUUUGGGCCGGCGACGAAGUAAAGAUCGACGAAAAGGAACUCGAAGGCGACGCUAUGGAAGGCGUCGAAAUCACUCCUGAAGCCGGUCCUUCCAAGGCGGUGGGAGUUAGCGGAGCUACCAGUGCGCGUAGCCAAAGUAUGAGUAUCAGCGCGAGCGUUAGUAAUUCUGGUGUGGAUGUGGAGGCGGACGGUAGUUGA